This is a messenger RNA of Solea solea (common sole), 2874 nucleotides long. It is a transcript of the gene boka, whose product is annotated as BCL2 family apoptosis regulator BOK a. The transcript has 5 exons. Gene Ontology annotation, biological process: regulation of apoptotic process; extrinsic apoptotic signaling pathway in absence of ligand; intrinsic apoptotic signaling pathway in response to DNA damage. The coding region runs from base 316 to 948 and encodes 210 amino acids. The record is from RefSeq and is a predicted model, not a curated record. Gene Ontology annotation, molecular function: protein heterodimerization activity; protein homodimerization activity. Gene Ontology annotation, cellular component: mitochondrial outer membrane. Lineage: Eukaryota; Metazoa; Chordata; Actinopteri; Pleuronectiformes; Soleidae.
UUUUCUUCCUCCUGAGUGGAGCUGCAGCAGCACAAGCUGCUCAGUCACAGACUGACAUGGAGUCACAGAGCAGCCGACUGUAGCUUCACUGGCCUCUUUAAUCCACAGAUAAUCUCCAGAAGUGUCUCCUCUCUCUGCUGCUGUUGGAGGAGGAAGAGGAGGAGGAGGAGGAGGAGGAGGAGGAGGAGGAGGAGAAGCGCUGGUAGUAGUUGUUGUUGUUGUUGGAGACCGUGCGUCCCCGGCAGCGGUGGCCGCGCUGUGAGGCGCUGGAGGCGGCGGAGGUGAGCUGCGCGCUCCGCGGCGCAUGACCGCGGUAUGGAGAUGUUGCGCCGCUCCUCUGUGUUUGCCGCUGAAGUCUUCGACCGCUCGCCCACCGACAAGGAGCUGGUGUCCCAGGCCAAAGCUCUGUGCAGGGACUACAUCCAUUCCAGGCUGAACCGUGCCGGGAUAGGCUGGUCCAACCCGGAGCACGGGCUGUCUGCGUCAGGGGGGGCAUUAGGGGAGAUAUCUGUGGUUCUGCUGUGGCUGGGUGACGAGUUGGAGUACCUUCGACCCAAUGUUUACCGCAACGUAGCGCGACAGUUGAACAUCACCGUGGCGUCAGAGGGUGUGGUGUCUGACGCCUUCCUGGCUGUGGCUGCAGACAUUUUCUCCACAGGUAUAACGUGGGGAAAGGUGGUGUCUCUGUACGCCGUGGCCGGGGCCUUGGCCGUGGACUGUGUCCGUCACGGUCACCCAGCCAUGGUCCACACCAUCGUCGACUGCAUGGGCGAGUUUGUCCGCAAGAGUCUCACCUCCUGGUUAAAAAGAAGAGGUGGCUGGGUGGACGUCACAAAGUGCGUGGUCAACACUGACCCCAGCUUCCACUCGCACUGGCUGGUGACCGCUGCCUGUGCUUUUGGACACUAUGUGAAGGCCAUCGUGUUGUACCUGCUGAGAGAGAGGUGAACGACGGAGAGCAAAGCCACCGGCACUGCACGCCACCGCUGCCCUGAAGCAUCCACUGCUUUGGAUUAUGUUUACACUCAUUUGCACUGAGCCUUCAUUGAUGGACACAUAAUCCCCUGAACACAGACUCCCUUCGCUUCCUCUGCUCCCACGUGACUAUUUAUUAUUAUAUGAAUGUAUAAAAUCACUAAUAUUUUUAGCUUUUCAUUUUCCCACAAACAGCAGGUUUUCAUGCCUGUUUGAGUCGCGGUUUGGCCUCCCCUAGUGGCUGAAAUGAUAACUGCUUUUAUUUUGGCACAUAAAUGGAUGAUUGGGUAGGGCUGCAACGAUUACUUGAUGAAUCAUCGUCAACUAACUUUUAUAAUUGAUCAAAUUAGUUUAAGAAAAAUAAUAUUUUUUGGUUCUUUACUUCAUAUUACAAGGAAAUGAUUGUGGUUUGUGGACGAAAAACAAGACAUUUCAGGUUUGGUCAAUAUAUUUCAAGAAUUUCUAACAUUUUAUGGGCCAAACAGUUAUUCUAUUAAUGGAGAAAAUAAUCGUCAGAUUAAUCGAUAAUGAAAAUAAUUGCUCGUUUCAUUCAUGAAGACUCUCGUGUCUCUGCUUUUCACCUGGACACAAGCUGUCGAUUGCAUGUUAGAUUAAUGGAAACUAUUUUUCUUAAUGCAGAUGUAUGUUUUACCUUCAACAAUCCUGUCUCUGUUCAGGGUUUUUUUAUUAUUAUUUUUUUUAUUAAUCAUCACAAUAGCUAGCAUCUAGCAAUAGCGACAAAGUCAGUAUUGAGAACUGUUUUUCCUUCAUUUCGUUCUGAAUUGAAUUGAAGAUCAACAGUUUCAAUCUUGUAUUAUAGUUAAUGUACAGACUCAUGUUAUCAGAAUAAUCAGUGAACUGAAAUAACACAUUCGAACUGAGGUUCUAUUUGUGUAUAAAUGUUUUAAAGGGAUAGUUUGGGUGCUUUUAAAGGAAUACUUCACUGAUUUGCAUUUAGCUUUGUAUUACUAGAAUAGGGGUAGUAUUUUUGAAAAAUUGUGCUUCCCAAUUUCCCACUUUCCUCUGAGUUGAGAAAUAUCUUUAUUCUUUUUUUUGUUACGUGCUCACCAGGGACACUUGGUCCAAGCCUCGGUCGAAGGUUUGACAUUUUACCCUAACUCUGCACUGUCAAAGAUAUGUGUUGCUUUGGAAUUGGCUCACUCCCUGCAUCAAAGUCCACUGAGAAAGGCAGUGAUUUUACAUAAUGGCACAAAGGAUUCAGUUCAUCUCACUUCACGGUGCUAAAGAUAUUUUCUCUAUGGACUUUGGUGUGGGUUAGUUAACGGUUUACAAACUUAAGUAUAUCCCAGUAGUAAAAUGAAGUGGUGAACAUAUUCUUAAAAUAUCAUAGACUUCAGCUGGUGUCGAUUUUAUGUUGCUCAAAUUAGGGCUGAACAAUUCAGCGAAAUGUUAUCAAAAUCACAUUACGGCCUACUGCAAUUUACAAAUCCAAAAUGUGUGUCAAAUUACAAUUUUGAAAUUAAUUGAAUUGUCCUCGAUAUUUAUUCAAAAUCUUUCAGCUCUAGCUAAAAGUGACUCAAACCUUUUCAUUGUGUCAGUAUUUCAUAAAACCACUCUUCAAAAAAUCUUUAACACAAAGAAAACAAAAACAAAAUGUGGCCCCCUGCCCAAAUUGAAACCUCGUAUUUCAGACAGCUCUUUACAUUCAAUGAACUUGAUGCUGUUCUACUGUGAUUCCAUGUAUUUUAUUGGAUUGUGAUGGCAGAUGUGCAAAGUUUAAGUAUGUUCCUUGUAAGUUUGAGCACUUUUAAUAACAUUUCAGUUCAUGUAAGAGUAAGAUUUUAUUCCAUGAAUAAUUUCACUUUGAUGUGGCAUGUUUUUUCGAUUUUGUGAUCUAAACAAAAUAAAUGUCUGUGUAUUUAACAGUGAAUAAGUUAA